GGCUCCGCUCGCAGGCGGGGAGGCACCGGGGAGGAGGAACAGGGCUGCGGAGCUGGGGCGUUAGCUGCGUCCCGGCUCAGAGCCCGCGAAGAGGACGAGGACCGAGGCGCCGCCGCGGCCGUGGCCGCAGCACUCUGGGCGCGACAAGCCAUGAGCAGCGACGCCGCGGUCGCUUGCCGCCGCUGAGCCCAACCCGGACACAGCUCGCCGCGCCCUGGCACCCCCUUCUGCGGAUACCCUCGCCCCCAGAGGCACAGUCUCGCUUUUCCACCCAGUCUUGCCUCACAGUCCCGGCAAUCCACCUGCCUCGCCUCUUGAGUGAUAGAAGUACACAUAUUAAUGUGGCUGCUUAUGACUAAGGAUUCUGGGACCACAGAUGUUCAGAGAAGUAACAUAUACAUAUAAGAAACAUGAUUCCGGUGACCGAGUUCCGGCAGUUCUCCGAGCAGCAGCCCGCCUUCCGGGUGCUGAAGCCGUGGUGGGAUGUGUUCACGGAUUACCUCUCGGUGGCCAUGCUGAUGAUCGGAGUGUUUGGAUGUACUUUACAGGUCAUGCAAGACAAGAUCAUCUGCCUUCCAAAAAGAGUGCAGCCUACUCAGAACCACUCUUCCCUUUCCAAUGUCUCCCAGGCAGUUAUCAGUAACACUCCGCUGCCCCCACCUAAACCCUCACCGACCAACCCCGCGACCGUGGAGAUGAAGGGACUAAAGACAGACCUGGACCUUCAGCAGUACAGUUUCAUCAACCAGAUGUGCUACGAGCGAGCCCUCCACUGGUAUGCCAAGUACUUCCCAUACCUGGUGCUCAUCCACACCCUGGUCUUCAUGCUCUGUAGCAACUUCUGGUUCAAAUUCCCCGGAUCCAGUUCCAAAAUAGAACAUUUCAUCUCCAUCCUGGGGAAGUGCUUUGACUCCCCAUGGACCACACGGGCUCUCUCCGAAGUAUCCGGAGAGGACUCCGAAGAGAAGGACAAUAGAAAGAACAACAUGAACAGGUCCAGCACCAUCCAGUCUGGUCCCGAGGGCAGCCUGGUCAAGUCCCAGUCUCUCAAGUCAAUUCCUGAGAAGUUCGUGGUUGACAAAUCUGCCGCAGGGGCUCUGGACAAGAAGGAAGGUGAGCAGGCCAAGGCUUUGUUUGAGAAGGUAAAGAAGUUCAGACUGCAUGUGGAAGAAGGUGAUAUCCUGUACGCCAUGUACGUGCGACAGACUGUGCUUAAGGUCAUCAAAUUCCUAAUCAUCAUUGCCUACAACAGUGCCCUGGUUUCCAAAGUCCAGUUCACAGUGGACUGUAACGUGGACAUCCAGGACAUGACGGGCUAUAAGAACUUUUCUUGCAAUCACACCAUGGCUCACUUGUUCUCUAAGCUCUCCUUUUGCUACCUGUGCUUUGUAAGCAUCUACGGCCUGACGUGCCUUUACACCUUAUACUGGCUGUUCUACCGCUCUCUGAGGGAGUAUUCUUUUGAGUAUGUCCGGCAGGAGACUGGAAUCGAUGACAUUCCGGACGUGAAAAAUGACUUCGCUUUCAUGCUCCAUAUGAUAGACCAGUAUGACCCUCUCUAUUCCAAGCGGUUUGCAGUGUUCCUGUCUGAAGUCAGCGAGAACAAGUUAAAACAGCUCAAUUUAAAUAACGAGUGGACCCCGGACAAACUGAGGCAGAAGCUGCAGACAAAUGCCCACAACCGCCUGGAGCUGCCUCUGAUCAUGCUGUCUGGCCUCCCAGACACCGUGUUUGAAAUCACAGAGUUACAGUCUCUGAAGCUGGAGAUCAUUAAGAAUGUCAUGAUCCCUGCCACCAUCGCCCAACUAGACAACCUCCAGGAGCUCUGUCUGCACCAGUGCUCCGUCAAGAUCCACAGCGCCGCGCUCUCCUUCCUGAAGGAGAACCUCAAGGUCCUGAGUGUCAAGUUUGAUGACAUGAGGGAGCUGCCCCCCUGGAUGUACGGCCUCCGGAACCUAGAGGAGCUCUAUCUGGUUGGCUCUCUGAGUCACGACAUCUCCAAAAACGUCACCCUGGAGUCUCUGCGGGACCUCAAAAGCCUUAAAAUCCUUUCCAUCAAGAGCAACGUCUCCAAGAUCCCUCAGGCUGUGGUAGACGUGUCCAGCCACCUCCAGAAGAUGUGCGUCCACAAUGACGGCACCAAACUGGUGAUGCUCAACAACCUGAAGAAGAUGACCAACCUGACGGAGCUGGAGCUGGUCCACUGCGACCUGGAACGCAUUCCCCACGCCGUGUUCAGCCUGCUCAGUCUCCAGGAGCUGGACCUGAAGGAGAACAACCUCAAGUCCAUAGAGGAGAUCGUGAGCUUCCAGCACUUGAGAAAGCUAACUGUGCUCAAAUUGUGGUAUAACAGCAUCGCUUACAUUCCAGAGCACAUCAAGAAACUGACCAGCCUGGAGCGACUGUUUUUCAGCCACAAUAAGGUAGAGGUGCUUCCCUCCCACCUCUUCCUGUGCAACAAAAUCAGAUACCUGGACUUGUCCUAUAACGACAUCCGCUUCAUUCCGCCUGAAAUCGGAGUUCUGCAAAGUUUACAGUAUUUUUCCAUCACUUGUAACAAAGUGGAAAGCCUCCCAGAUGAACUCUACUUCUGCAAGAAACUUAAAACUUUGAAGAUUGGGAAAAACAGCCUCUCCGUACUUUCACCAAAAAUUGGCAAUCUACUAUUUCUUUCCUACUUAGACAUCAAAGGCAAUCACUUUGAAGUUCUCCCUCCCGAGCUGGGAGACUGCCGGGCUCUGAAGCGAGCUGGGCUAGUUGUGGAAGAUGCUCUGUUUGAGACUUUGCCCUCAGAUGUCCGGGAGCAGAUGAAAGCAGACUAACUUAUUUUUCAUCAGAGUAUGACUGAAACGUGCUUCUACCAAAUACAAUAUAAAGAAUUAGGUAGUCCUAAUGCCUUUCCUAUAUUAUUAUUUUUUUUUCCUUUUCCACACGAGACAACAUGUACACAAAGAUUGAGUAAGGAGUAUGUAUUUUUUAAUAAAAAUUUAAUUGUAUUUUUUCAAUAUUAA
Mus pahari (shrew mouse) is the source of this 3011-nucleotide messenger RNA. It is a transcript of the gene Lrrc8c, whose product is annotated as leucine rich repeat containing 8 VRAC subunit C. The record is from RefSeq and is a predicted model, not a curated record. Gene Ontology annotation, molecular function: protein binding. The transcript has 5 exons. The coding region runs from base 411 to 2822 and encodes 803 amino acids. NCBI's taxonomy places the organism in Eukaryota, Metazoa, Chordata, Mammalia, Rodentia, Muridae.